AUGAAGACAGGCAACCUUUGCGAGCUUUGCAAAGUGGAGGCCUCCGUUUACUGCUCGGCAGACUCUGCUCUUCUCUGUUGGAAAUGCGAUCACAAGGUUCACCAUGCCAACUUCCUUGUCGCUCGUCAUCUCCGUCAGAUUCUCUGCUCGAAAUGUAAAUCUUCUUCUCAUAAUCUUUGCAAAGCUUCUUCUGAAAAACCCAACCACCCAAUGGCUUGUUCCACUUUCUCGUCUUCUUCUUCUUCUUCCUCCUCCUCUCAUUGUUUAUCAACAAGUGAAUCUUCUUCCAACGGUGUUAAACCCAAAAGGGUAUGUGUAACAUCGACAUCAUCCACCGUUUCACAUUCGGAGGUUUCGGAUGCGAAUGGUUUGGAGAGAACUCAAUGCAACCUUUUCAAAGCCACUCAAAGAUUUGCUAUAGAUCAGCAGAAGAGGCUAUCAUUUGAAGAAGAGCAGGGUGUUGAAACAAUGGAGGAAGCCAAAGUUGCUUUGCGGAAAGUUUUUAACAUGGAUUUUUCGGAUGCCUAG
This is a messenger RNA of Hibiscus syriacus, 528 nucleotides long. Its product is annotated as B-box zinc finger protein 32-like. The record is from RefSeq and is a predicted model, not a curated record. Gene Ontology annotation, molecular function: zinc ion binding. The transcript has 4 exons. Lineage: Eukaryota; Viridiplantae; Streptophyta; Magnoliopsida; Malvales; Malvaceae. The coding region runs from base 1 to 528 and encodes 175 amino acids.